AAGAACUACGGCGGUACUCCCGAGCCCAAUGCUCCAGCCACUUGAUGCACAAAAUAACAACAAACAAUACAGCCACCUUAUGUAGCAGCACUGCGGAGCCUAACCGGGGAAAAGUUCAUCCAUAAGACACGAACCUGUGUGUGUGAAAGUGUGGCGGAUUCAUCCCCCAUAUCCAUUGAUUGACAGGACACAAUCAUGCAUGAAUGAAACGUAGUCGUGGUCUGUGCGUCAGCGUCUCUCCGUUGACUCCGCUCGCUCCCACUUCCUUGUUGAAACGCUUCCAAACAAUUCACGCUUCAAAGACACUUUUGUUGACUUUGACAGCGGCCGAUCGAUGUUAAAGGAUUUCAAAAACAAGCCGCUGGAGGCUAAACACACGAGCUAAGUGAUGACGCGCACACGAAGGCGUGUCUCUGUGGCUCUACCACUCUUUAUUCAUCACGCUGAGUGCCAAACUGCGCACGACACUCGUGGCGUGUUCAUAAUAAGAGAGAAAUAAUACACACAGCAAACAAAACAUGCAUUGACAAAAGAUUUCGCUCCACCGUGCUCACCCUACGUCAUGACUGACAACCAGCAACCAGUGAAUGUGUUCAAUUCACUCUUAUCAUUCUAUUAAUAUCAUUCUUACAUUGACAUUAUAUUCAUAUAAUACAUUCAAGUCCACAAACAUAGAUGUAGAACUCUCGCGCUGCCUCUUUAUUUCCUGCUCGACUCAUUUCCUGUAAGAGAAAGUGAAAGUAACUAUUCUGUAACUUUGCUUCAGUCGCCAUUUGAACUGCGCAGCACGAGGACAGACUGUUUUCUCUCGUGUGAUCACUGGACUGAACACAGAUCCACAUCAGACGUCCUCCAGGAAACAUGAAGGAGAUUUUCCACUCAAACUGAGAGAAUGACUGAAGUCCAGCAGAUGAGUGGUUGUGUGGAGGAAGACGAGGACAGAGCAGAGUCUCCAGGACCCAGCGGUCUGUCUGUGAAGAGUGACCAGUCUAUGAGAACACCUUUAAAGUUCAGUCAUGAACCUGGAGCCUCAGAGACAAAGAGGAUCCAUCAACAGGGACCAGACUCUGCCAGACCUGGACCUGGACCCAGCUGUGUGUCCAUGAAGAGUGACUUGUCUAUAGAUCGUCUUAUUAACUUCAAGGAUGGACAAAAACAUGGUGAACUGAUAGUUGAUCAGCAGAGGACGGAGGUUCUCAGUGGUCAGUCUGUCCAGCAGCAUGGAGCAGACCUGGACUCCAUAUUUAAGCUGCUGGAGGAGAACAUCAUCUGCUUUGUGAAGAACGAGCUGAAGAAGAUCCACAAGGUUCUGGAUACAGAUCACACAGAAGUCUCAGAGAGUCAGAGGGAGGAUGAGGAGCAGAGGAGCAGCAGAGAGGCCUUUCUGAAGAUCACAGAGGACUUCUUAAGGAGGAUGAAGCAGGAGAAGCUAGCUGACGAAAUCAGAGCUCCAGCUUGUCGACGUGAGCUCAAAUCAAACCUGAAGAAGAAGUUCCAGUGUUUGUUUGAGGGUGUGGCUAAAGCAGGAAACCCUACCCUUCUGAAUGAGAUCUUCACAGAGCUUUACAUCACAGAGGGAGGCACUAGCGAGGUCAAUGAAGAACAUGAGGUCAGACAGAUUGAUAGAGCUUCCUGGAAACCAGACAGACCAGAAACAACCAUCAGACAAGAAGACAUCUUUAAAGCCUCAGCGGGAAGAGACGGACCAAUCCGAAGAGUGAUGACAAAGGGCGUGGCUGGCAUUGGGAAAACAGUGUUAACACAGAAGUUCACUCUGGACUGGGCUGAAGACAAAAGCAACCAGGACGUACAGCUCAUGUUUCCCUUCACCUUCAGAGAGCUGAAUGUGCUGAAAGAGAAGAAGUUCAGUUUGGUGGAACUCAUCCAUCACUUCUUCACUGAAACCAAAGAAAUAGGAAUCUGCAGGUUUGAAGACUUUAAGGUGGUCUUCAUCUUUGAUGGGCUGGACGAGUGUCGACUUCCUCUGGACUUCCACAACACUGAGAUCCUGACUGACAUCACAGCGUCCACCUCAGUGGACGUGCUGCUGACAAACCUCAUCAGGGGGAAACUGCUUCCCUCUGCUCGCCUCUGGAUAACCACACGACCUGCAGCAGCCAAUCAGAUCCCUCCUGACUGUGUGGACAUGGUGACAGAGGUCAGAGGGUUCACGGACCCACAGAAGGAGGACUACUUCAGGAAGAGGUUCAGAGAUGAGGAGAAGGCCAGGAGGAUCAUCUCCCACAUCCAGACAUCACAAAGCCUCCACAUCAUGUGCCACAUCCCAGUCUUCUGCUGGAUCACUGCAACAGUUCUGGAGAACAUGCUGAAAACCAGAGAUGGAGGAGAACUGCCCAAGACCCUGACUGAGAUGUACAUCCACUUCCUGGUGGUUCAGUCCAAAGUGAAGAGGGUCAAAUAUGAUGGAGGAGCUGAGACAGAUCCACACAGGAGUCCAGAGAACAGGAAGAUGAUUGAGUCUCUGGGGAAACUGGCUUUUGAGCAGCUGCAGAAAGGAAACCUGAUCUUCUAUGAAUCAGACCUGACAGAGUGUGGCAUCGAUAUCACAGCAGCUUCAGUUUACUCAGGAGUCUUCACUCAGAUCUUUAGAGAGGAGAGAGGCCUGUACCAGGACAAGGUCUUCUGCUUUGUCCAUCUGAGUGUUCAGGAGUUUCUGGCUGCUCUUCAUGUUCAUCUGACCUUUAUCACCUCUGGAACAAAUCUGUUGUCAGAAGAACCAACAACGAGCCAGUGGUCCAGGCCGUUUAGAAAAAAACCUAAACUGAAUCAUCUGCACCAGAGUGCUGUGGACGAGGCCUUACUGAGUCCAAAUGGACACCUGGACUUGUCCCUCCGCUUCCUCCUGGGUCUUUCACUGGAGACCAAUCAGAAGCUCUUAAGAGGUCUACUGACACAAACAGGAAGUGGUUCACAGACCAAUCAGGAAACAGUUGAGUACAUCAAGAAGAAGAUCAGUGAGAAUCUGUCAGCAGAGAGAAGCAUCAACCUGUUCCACUGUCUGAAUGAACUUAACCAUCGUUCUCUUGUGGAGGAGAUCCAAGAGUCCCUCACAUCAGGACGCCUGUCCACAGAGACACUGUCUCCAGCUCAGUGGUCAGCUCUGGUCUUCAUCUUACUGUCAUCAGGAAAAGAUCUGGAAGAGUUUGACCUGAAGAAAUACUCUGCUUCAGAGGAGGCUCUUCUGAAGCUGCUGCCGGUGGUCAAAGCCUCCAACAAAGCUCUAAUGAGUGGCUGUAACCUCUCAGAGAGAAGCUGUGAAGCUCUGUCCUCAGUACUCAGCUCUGUGUCCUCUCGUCUGAGACACGUGGACCUGAGUAACAACGACCUGCAGGAUCCAGGAGUGAAGCUGCUGUGUGAUGGACUGAAGAGUCCUCACUGUUCUCUGGAGACUCUCAGUCUGUCAGGUUGUCUGGUCUCAGAUGAAGGAUGUUCUUCUCUGACCUCAGCUCUGAACUCCAACCCCUCCCAUCUCAGAGAACUGGACCUGAGUAACAAUGACCUGCAGGAUCCAGGAGUGAAGCUGCUGUGUGAUGGACUGAAGAGUCCUCACUGUUCUCUGGAGACUCUCAGAAUGAGUGGCUGUAAACUCUCAGAGAGAAGCUGUGAAGCUCUGUCCUCAGUACUCAGCUCUGUGUCCUCUCGUCUGAGACACGUGGACUUGAGUAACAACGACUUGCAGGAUCAAGGAGUGAAGCUGCUGUGUGAUGGACUGAAGAGUCCUCACUGUUCUCUGGAGACUCUCAGUCUGUCAGGUUGUCUGGUCUCAGAGGAAGGAUGUUCUUCUCUGACCUCAGCUCUGAACUCCAACCCCUCCCAUCUGAGAGAACUGGACCUGAGCUACAAUCAUCCAGGAGACUCAGGAGAGAAGCUGCUGUCUGCUGGACUGAAGAGUCCUCACUGGAGACUGGACACUCUCAGGAUGGACCAUGCUGGAGAGCAGUGGUUAAAACCUGGUCUCAGGAAGUAUUCAUGUGAACUGGAACUGGACACAAACACAAUGAACAGAAAACUCAAACUGUCUGACGACAACAGGAAAGUGACCCGUGUGACAGAAGAUCAGUGGUAUCCUGAUCAUCCAGACAGAUUUGAGUUCUGGUCUCAGCUGCUGUGUAGACCUGGUCUGACUGGUCGCUGUUACUGGGAGGUCGAGUGGAGAGGAACUGUUGAUAUAUCACUGAGUUACAGAGGAAUCAAGAGGAAAGGCAUCGGUUUUGACUGUUUGUUUGGAGAUAAUGAUCAGUCCUGGAGUCUGAUCUGCUCUGAUGUUCAUGGUAACUUUGUCCAUCACUGUGGGAUACGAACACCCAUCAUGUCCUCUGUCUCUCACAGAGUAUCAGUGUAUGUGGACUGUCCUGCUGGGACUCUGUCCUUCUACAGCGUCUCCUCUGACUCACUGAUCCACCUCCACACCUUCAGGACCACAUUCACUGAACCGGUUUAUCCUGGGUACCUGGUCUGUCCUGGUUCCUCAGUGUCUCUGUGUCCCCUGUAGGACAUGAAGAGACAGCAGCUUCAGUGGUGGACGAGGUCAAAGCUCGUCUCAGUCAUUCUUUGUUGAAACCAUCAAUAAAUAAAGACUUAAAAAAUCAA
Messenger RNA from Solea solea (common sole), 4611 nucleotides. RefSeq names its product NLR family CARD domain-containing protein 3-like. Gene Ontology annotation, molecular function: protein binding. The record is from RefSeq and is a predicted model, not a curated record. The transcript has 13 exons. Lineage: Eukaryota; Metazoa; Chordata; Actinopteri; Pleuronectiformes; Soleidae. The coding region runs from base 893 to 4513 and encodes 1206 amino acids.